Messenger RNA from Rana temporaria (common frog), 2384 nucleotides. RefSeq names its product intracisternal A particle-promoted polypeptide (gene IPP). The record is from RefSeq and is a predicted model, not a curated record. NCBI's taxonomy places the organism in Eukaryota, Metazoa, Chordata, Amphibia, Anura, Ranidae. Bases 78 to 1832 code for a protein of 584 amino acids. Gene Ontology annotation, molecular function: actin binding. The transcript is spliced from 9 exons.
GGUCCCGUCUGCUCUAUGGGGGGAAGUGACGUCAUGCCGGCUGGGAUCGGAGGAGGCAGGUCCCUGCAGUCUCUGGAAUGGAUGCGGUGUGUGCGGUCGGAUCGGUUGGCUCGCGGCGCUCGGUCGAUAAACAUGCGCAGAUCGUCCUGCAGCAGAUGAACAAGAUGAGGCAGCAGCGGGAGUUCUGUGACCUCCAGAUACGGGUCGGCCCCGCCCUCUUCUCUGUGCACAAAUUGGUUUUGGCGGCCAGCAGUCCCUACUUCUCGGCUCUGCUGUCUGGGGGGUUAAAGGAGUCCUCCGACGACGUGGUUCUGAUUCAGGAGGUGGAGCCUAACAGCUUCCAGCUUCUGCUGGAUUUUAUAUACUCAGGUUCGGUUCAUAUCAGCACAGAGAACGUGCAGGGACUGAUGGUGGCAGCCGACAUGAUGCAGCUGACCGACUUGGUGUCGCUGUGCUGCGACUUCUUAAAGGAGCAGAUCGAUCCGGCCAAUUGCGUCGGCUUUUUCCAGUUCUCGGAGCAGCUGGCCUGUCAGCCUCUUCUGGAGUUCACGGAGAGCUUCAUCCACGCUCACUUCCCGGAGGUGAAACAAGGCGACGAGUUCCUGAACCUCACCAAAGACCAGCUGACCCGCCUCCUGCGCAGCGAGGAGCUCUGCAUCGAGGAUGAGCAUCAGGUGUUCGCCUCCGCCAUGGCGUGGCUGCAGAGGGACACCGCGACGCGCAAGAGGCACGUGGUGGAGGUCCUGGAACCGGUGAGGUUCCCUUUGCUGCCACCUCAGAGGCUGCAGAAGGACAUCGAAGAUGUAACAGACUUCAGCCUGCGGGUGGCGCUGCAGACGCUGCUGAGGGAAUACUGUGAAUCCAGCCUGUCCCCCAAGGACCGCAAACUCUGCAAUUUCCUGCAGCCGCCCCGCGUGUGGCCUCGGAGGAAAGCGCGCAAAUUCCUCUACGCGAUUGGGGGAUACACCCGCCUGCAGGGAGGACGCUGGAGUGACAGCCGGGCGCUGAGCUGCGUGGAGCGAUUCGAUACGUUCAGCCAGUACUGGAGCACCAUGUCGUCUCUGCACCAAGCCCGCAGCGGGAUGUGCACCGUCGUUCUGGAGGGGAAGAUCUACGUGGUUGGAGGUGAAAAGGACUCCAUGAUUUUUGACUGCGUGGAGUGCUAUGACCCGAUCACCAAGCAGUGGACCACCGCCCCCUCUAUGACCCAACCACGCUGUGGCCUAGGGGUCUGUGCCUGCCACGGAGCCAUCUAUGCCAUGGGCGGUUGGGUCGGAGUCGAGAUCGGAAAGAGCAUUGAGCGGUUUUCGCCGGAGGAGAACUCCUGGCAGGUGGUCGGGAGGAUGUCGGUCCCGAGAUAUUACUUCGCCUGCUGCGAGAGACAAGGGUUGAUCUACGUGGUCGGUGGGAUGAGCCAAGAGGGACUGGAAUUGUCUGCAGUUGAGGUUUAUGACCCAAUUUCCAGGCGCUGGACCUCGCUGCCACCUAUGGCCACCCGCAGGGCAUAUGUGGGCGUGGCCUGCUUGAAUGACUGCUUGUACGUGGUGGGCGGAUGGAACGAAGCGCAGGACGCAUUGAACACCGUGGAAAGAUACUCUUUUGAGGAGGAGCUGUGGGCGGAAGUGUCGCCGAUGAAGUUCGCCCGGGCCGGCGUAUCGGUGGUCAGCGUGAACGGACUGCUCUACGCGGCCGGCGGCAGGGCCAUCCUCCACAAUUUCUCCGCCCCGGUGACUUCGGACUCCGUUGAAGUUUACAACCCGCACACGGACACCUGGACUGAGAUCGGCGGCAUGAUCACCAGCCGCUGCGAGGGCAGCCUGGCCGUUUUGUGACGCGCAACCCGCGCAGGUUUACCGAUCGGGGGACGUGGCUGCGAUCGGGGCCGGAGGACGCCAACUGCGGAUGUAUAACAAGAUGGAGGUAGCUGCUGAUUGGGGAAAGUUCUGGUCAUGUGAUCCCCCAACGGAUACAGAGGUAGCUGCUGAUUGGGGCAAGCUCUGGUCAUGUGACCCCAGGGGGUACCAAGGACUGAAGUGAAAGGACUUUUUUUUUUAUAAGAACUUCUUAAUGGAUUGCUGGAAGGCCAAUGUCUACGGAUAGAACAAUAAGCUGAGUGUACAGUGGAACCUUGGUUAACGAGCAACUUUUAUUUUUUUUAUUUUUUAUUCUGACUCGGUUUGCGAGUGUUGUCUCGCAAAACCAGCAGAAUUCAAACUAAUGGGGCGUGCAGUACCGCAUUUGGCCAGAGGUGGGGGGGUGCUGGAGCUGUUCCGAAAAACAGGGAAAUACUCCGUUCCCCAGCCUUUCCAAGUUUUUCCGAGUUCAGCUGAGCUGUCCCCCAAGCCUUUCCGAGGCUCUCCGGCACCCCUCCCCCCGACCCCUCU